This is a messenger RNA of Drosophila hydei, 2209 nucleotides long. RefSeq names its product double-strand break repair protein MRE11. The record is from RefSeq and is a predicted model, not a curated record. Gene Ontology annotation, biological process: double-strand break repair via nonhomologous end joining; mitochondrial double-strand break repair via homologous recombination; mitotic intra-S DNA damage checkpoint signaling. Gene Ontology annotation, molecular function: DNA endonuclease activity; 3'-5'-DNA exonuclease activity; manganese ion binding. Gene Ontology annotation, cellular component: nucleus; Mre11 complex. The transcript is spliced from 6 exons. Bases 207 to 2048 code for a protein of 613 amino acids. NCBI's taxonomy places the organism in Eukaryota, Metazoa, Arthropoda, Insecta, Diptera, Drosophilidae.
UUUGAAUAUAUGUCAAAAGCCGCACAACGAAGACACCUGAGAGUUAAAAGUGAAAGUAAAUUUUUUGCUAAUCGUUGCCAUACCUUAAUUAUGUUAAGAAGCAUCAGCUGAUUGGUAGUUUAUCGAUAAAUCGCAGCACGGCCCGCGCUUCUGUUGUGAAAUUCCGUUUUGGAAAGUAAACUUUGUGUAGUAAAGCUAUAAUAAAUAUGGCAGGAGCAGAUGCGGCUGAAAAGGAUGUGGAUAACAUAAUCCGCAUAUUAGUAGCUACAGACAAUCAUUUGGGAUACGCUGAAAAGGACGCAGUUCGCGGCGAAGACAGUUUUACAUCAUUUGAGGAAAUAUUGGAACUGGCAGUGUCCGAGGAUGUGGAUAUGAUAUUGCUUGGUGGUGAUUUAUUUCAUGACUCAGUGCCAAGCCAGAAUGCUAUGUACAGAUGCAUCGAAUUGCUGAGGCGAUAUACAUUUGGCGAUAAGCCCGUACCGCUGGAAAUACUUAGUGAUCAGUCGCUUUGUUUUUACAAUGCUGUCAACCAGUCGGUAAACUACGAAGAUCCUAAUUUGAAUAUUUCCAUACCAGUAUUUUCUAUACACGGCAAUCAUGACGACCCGAGUGGCUUUGGCCGUUUGAGCUCCUUAGAUUUGCUUAGCACAACGGGACUUAUUAAUUAUUUUGGACGCUGGACAGAUCUUACGAAAGUAGAGAUAAGCCCCAUCUUAAUUCGAAAGGGCGAAACUAAGUUGUCACUGUAUGGAUUAAGCCACAUUCACGACGCACGGCUGGUGCGUAUCUUCAAGGACUUUCAAGUGACUAUCAACUGUCCCAAUGAGUCUGAGGAGGACUGGUUUCACUUAAUGGUGGUGCAUCAAAAUCGCGCAGAUCGAGGUCCAAAGAACUAUCUGCCUGAAGACCUAUUGCCUGCCUUUCUGAAUUUAGUAAUUUGGGGUCAUGAACACGAUUGUCGCAUUGAACCGGAAGUAAACGCUGUACGUGAUUUUUACGUUUCCCAGCCAGGUUCGUCGGUGGCCACCUCGCUGGCCAAAGGCGAGUCGAUAAAGAAACAUGUGGGCCUGUUGGAGAUUUACAAAACUAAGUUUAAUCUUAAGCCAAUCCCUUUGCAAACUGUGCGUCCAUUUAUUUUUGAGUCAAUUGAUCUAGAGGACUACGUUGACAAACUGAAUCUAAAAGAGGGCGAUGCUUCCAUAAAGGUCUACAACUUUGCCAUAAAGCGUGUAGAGGCCAUGAUUGAACAGGCCAAAUCUCUGCUAACGGGUCAUCCAAAGCAACCGACAAUUCCACUGAUACGUCUGCGCCUCCGCUAUACUGAUGAGACGUAUAUGUUCAAUACCAUUCGUUUCGGCCAAAUCUUUGGCACACGUGUAGCAAAUGUCGCGGAUGUUGUAAAGUUCGAGAAAUUAAUAAAAAGAACCAAGAGUGAUAAGGUUAAUAUAGACAAAGAUGCUAUGCAGCGCGUUAUGGAGGUGGACAACACGGCGCGAGUAGAAGAGCUAGUAGAUAGGUACUUCGAAGAAGUGAAAGAUAAAAAUCCGCUCAAGCUUCUACACUCAAAGGCAUUGGCGGAGGUUACUUAUCGCAUGGUCGAACGUUCGGACAACAACGCAGCUGAUCAAAUAUUCAAAUUUUACAAUGAAAAGGCUGUCGAGCAUUUAAUGGAUACAAUGCCUUCUAUUGAGAAUAUUAAUGAUGAAAUAGAAAAUUUUAGACAGCACUAUAAGGCCGAUGAUCUGCUUAAAAUGUUGGAUGAUUCUAGCGUUAAGACAGAAGUUAAGAGCUCACUAACCAGCAUCAAGACAGCAAAUAACGAAGUGAAUAGGUCUGAUGCGCAGGCAACAUCCACUGCGAGAUCUGGCCGCGGAGCUGGCCGAGGAGCUGGAAAUCGUGCUGCGUCAACUCGUGCUAAAGCUAAAUUAGAUGUGUCCAUUAACUCAAAAAAUUCGUCAAACGGUCCUCAAGGACUUUUGGACGCCUGCAACAGAGGACGCAGAACAAAAGCAAAAAUAACCUACGUUGUAUCUGAUGAUUCCGACUAAUGGGUAUCUAAAAUAUUUUAGAGCAUACAUAGACAUCUGCAGUGGGUUGCACUCGACUAUAGUGUUCUUUUUAUAUCUUGUCGAUCGUGUCGCUACCGCUUAGUCUUCGAAAAUAUGUAUAUAAUUAAAAUCCUGAAUAAAAUAUUGUGAGAAAACUUCAU